AUGCCACUAUUGGGCAGGAAAAAGAAUAGGAAUACUUAUCAGGUGAUUGACGACGAUUUUGAUGACACCGAUGUGAACAUUGCUUCGACGACAUCUCUGCUCGGAAGUGAAGAUCGAUCAAGAUUGCACUAUCUUGAUCCAAAUGCCGAGCAAAGACCAUUAGUUGAGCCAACCACGAGCACCGACGUAGAAGUUGGCUAUCAAGGACCGCCAAAUUCUCAUCAUGCCGCAUCGAAUAAUAACAGUACAAGAUUACAUAACACCCCCCUACCACACUCGGCUCCGCCACUAAUGGGAAGUAGUAGCAGCCAAGAACAUCGAUGGGAACACAUUGAGAAUUUGGAUCAGUUCUUCACACGGGUCUACGAAUAUCAUCAAGGCGGUGGAUAUUUGUGCAUUGCCGCAAAACAUGUCUUCUCGUUAGCUCAAUUUGUUUUUAUUGUGAUUUUCUCGACGUUUUUCUUACAAUGUAUCGAUUAUGAUGUGCUCUUCCGAAACACCAAUUCGACGGCUUCCGGCGAAUUCAUCCCACCAGGAACUAAAAGACAUUUUGGGGAUGCAAUAGUUGACUCAUGUGCGCAGCAUCUGCAUCCAUUCAUCAUCAUCGCCAUUGCAAUGGCCGUCAUUUUCUGGGCGUCUCGGGUCAUCAAAACCGGCUACUAUUUGCUGCAAUUAAGAGAGAUUCAGGAGUUCUACACUCACGCAUUGUCAAUUGAAGACAACCAAUUGUCGAAUCUGACCUGGCACUCGAUUGUGACAAGGAUUUGUGAGGUCCAGCCGCGACUUCACAUAAUCGUCAAUUUCGAGACAAUCUCCCCAAUCGACCUCUAUCAUCGAAUUUUGAGAUUUAAGAACUAUUUCGUUGCUUUAGUCAAUCAGAGAGUUCUACCACCUGUGUUGAAGGUUCCAUUUUACGGCGAGGUGCCUUACCUACCGAAUGGACUUAAAGCUAAUCUCGAAUGGCUUCUUUUCUGGGGUUAUUUCUCGCCUUGGAGAGGACCCUAUGUACUGAAAGAAGAGUACCGAAAUAUGGAAAAUCUUGAAUAUUUGACGAUGGAAAUGGAAAGAACUGUCACCUAUCUCGGUUUAUUCAAUUUGAUCUUUUUCCCGUUGAUCUUUCUCUAUCAAUUGCUUUAUUCGUUCUUCACUUUGGCUGAAAUGAUCAAGAGAGAACCGGGAUCAUUGGGAACGAGAAGAUACUCGAAUUAUGGACGAUACCGAUUGCGUCACUUCAACGAGCUGGAGCACGAGUUGAAAGCAAGAUUGAACCGUUCACAUGCGUAUGCUACUGCCUACGUUAAUCAGUUUUACUCACCGUUAGGCGAGAUUCUUGCGAAAAAUGUAGCUUUUGUGGCUGGAGCGAUCUUUGGAGUGCUUGCCGUGUUGACCGCCUGGGAUGAAGAUGUAUUACAGGUAGAGCACGUGUUGACAGUGAUGACGGUGGCUGGUGUGGUGAUGAUCGUUUGUCGGAGUCUCAUCGCUGAUGAGAAUCUUGUCUGGCAACCGGAGGCUUUGCUCAGCCACGCCGCCUCGGAGUUACAUUAUUUACCAGUCGAAUGGAAGGGACACGCACACACAGAUCAAAUUCGUAUCUCUUUCGAAAAUCUCUUCCAAUUAAAAGCUUUCUAUUUACUUGAGGAGUUAUCCAGUGCUGUCAUCACUCCGAUCAUUCUACUCACACAUAUCAAACCAAUUUGCCGAACACUCGUUCGUUUCUUGAUCGAGAAUUCGGAAGGUGUUGAGGGUUUGGGAAAUGUGUGCACAUUUGCCCUUAUGGACACUGGGAAACAUGGGGAUCCCACUUGGGGAGUCACCGAGAAUAAUCAGCAACCAGCUCCAGAGCGAAUCCAAAACAUCGUGCCAGCGUUGAACGGAAAAACAGAGCUCUCAGUUCUUCACUUUGCCACCACGAAUCCCGAAUGGGAACCGCCAAAGGAGUCGGAAAAAUUCAUGAGUCGAUUCAAGAAUCGCAUGGAUCAAGAAGCGGCCGCACUUCGAAACGCCGUUCCCGGACGAAAUCUCUUAUUGGAGUCAGUUCAAUCACUCCUCGUCCCACUUCCACAACCAAUUUCUUCACAAGGAGGAGCUUGCAUUGGAGAUGCUCUUCAUCGAGUCGAUGGCCCAUUGGAGAACAGUCGUUGUCUAUUCACGAGUCUUUCUCGAAGCAAUCCAAUGGCGAGCAGUUUAAGCAAUAGCUUGAGACAAAGUGGAAUCGAAAUGGAAACAGCAUCAUCGGAUAUGAGAGUGCAAGCUUUAUUCAUCAGAGAGCUUCACUCGGAAAGCAUUCGUCACAGCACUCACAGACAAAACUACAAUUCAUUUGCCGGGCCGAGUCAGAGUGUUUUCGGCGUCCCACAAAUGAGCGAGUUUACCGACUCGACCGGGGAAAGAUUUGGAGGACAAAGCGUUUUGGGACGAUCGAUGAUUCGAUCGGCUGCGCGACCGACACAGCAAUCACAACAAGGUGGCGGUGGCUCACAACAUACAAGUCCCGCGCAUCAGGCUAAUCUCCCGUUCCGAGGAUUGACUCGUUUGGUGGAACAUGAUGAAACCGAAAAGGAGAAUGAGGAGAGCCUACCUCGAGUGAGUCCAGCCAAUGCGGCAUAUCAUGAUGAACGAGAAUCCGAUCUUGAUUCGGAUGACGAUGAUGAUGGACGUCCACCUUUAUCUUUUAGCGCA
This is a messenger RNA of Mesorhabditis belari, 2679 nucleotides long. The record is from the annotation of a GenBank genome assembly. NCBI's taxonomy places the organism in Eukaryota, Metazoa, Nematoda, Chromadorea, Rhabditida, Rhabditidae.